AUGUUAGACACUAUUUUGAAGAUGUUUCUAGGGAAAUACUUUGAACCAUGCGACAAGAAUUUCCUAACCAUGAAUAUGAAUGCGGGAAUUGAAAUUAGAAACAUCAUAAUAAAGAAGGACGAGAUUAAUCACUUCUUAAAGAGUAAAAACAUAGACGUAGAAAUAGUGUACUUAAAAAUUGAAAGAAUCAAUAUCAGUUUCGUAACUCUGUCAGGCAUGCUAACUGUAAAAUGA
Messenger RNA from Plasmodium inui San Antonio 1, 234 nucleotides. RefSeq lists its product as hypothetical. The transcript is spliced from 3 exons. Bases 1 to 234 code for a protein of 77 amino acids. The record is from RefSeq and is a predicted model, not a curated record. NCBI's taxonomy places the organism in Eukaryota, Apicomplexa, Aconoidasida, Haemosporida, Plasmodiidae.